Molecule: messenger RNA, 630 nt
Organism: Paramecium tetraurelia
Lineage: Eukaryota; Ciliophora; Oligohymenophorea; Peniculida; Parameciidae
Exons: 3
Biological process (GO): protein targeting to membrane; peptidyl-L-cysteine S-palmitoylation
Cellular component (GO): Golgi apparatus; endoplasmic reticulum
Molecular function (GO): protein-cysteine S-palmitoyltransferase activity
Source: RefSeq, a predicted model, not a curated record
AUGCUGAAUCAGAAAGAAGGACAUUCUAAAGUAGAAGAAGAUGAUUUUACUCUUAAUACUUCAAGUGCUGAACCUUUAGAAUUGGAUGAUCACUAUACAAAAUAAAAGUCAAUUUGUUGGGGGAGGUGUCAUCCAAUGAUGUUUAGGAAAGGAAGUCCUGCUGUUGUUAUUGGACCACAUUGGCCCUUAUUUAUUUGUGCUUUUCUUUCAUUCUUUAUAAUGGGAGGACUCUUUAUUUUCCUUAGGAUUGAUGAGGAUCCAUUGAUAUUUUAUACUACUCUUAUUAUUAGUAUUAAUCAAUGUAUCAGUUACCUGAUUGUUGCACUGAUAAACCCUGGAGUUGCUAAUAUAGAGAGAUCAAAAAACAUGGUAAACUAUUUUGUUAUGGGAAGGUAUUGCAAGGUGUGUAAGUUGAUUCAGAGCAAAGAAACUUAGCAUUGUUAAGAUUGUGAUAUUUGUAUUUAAGAAUUUGAUCAUCAUUGUCCUUGGACUGGGAAAUGCAUAGGCAAGGGGAACAUCAAAUAGUUUUAUUAUUUUAUCGUAAGUUCGAUAGUGUUUAUGAUUUUUAACCUUGUGUUAGUUUUACUAAAAAUUAAAGAAUAGGAUUCUAGAUCACAUUAAUAACAAUGA